Molecule: messenger RNA, 5629 nt
Organism: Acipenser ruthenus (sterlet)
Lineage: Eukaryota; Metazoa; Chordata; Actinopteri; Acipenseriformes; Acipenseridae
Product: calcium permeable stress-gated cation channel 1-like
Exons: 23
Coding region: 188-2725 (845 amino acids)
Cellular component (GO): plasma membrane
Molecular function (GO): calcium-activated cation channel activity
Source: RefSeq, a predicted model, not a curated record
GAUUGAUUCUGAAGGGAAGAAUCAGCAGGCUAAUGAGGUGGAGUGAGUCCAUUCACAGCAGUGGGGAUAGUGGACAGCAGAGCUUAUCAGGACGGAGAAUGGAAAUGUAGAACCCGAACAGGACAAGGGAGAGGAAAAGACAAGAGUGAUGCCUGCAUGACCCGGCUCGGACAGAGCAGGAGGACACAUGGAAGGCUCUUACUUCUCUGCUGGGAAUGAGCGUGACACAAGCCUGGACGUCCUGAGUUUCCUGGACACCCUGGUGCCGGACAAUGGGACGGUGGAGCGGUGUUACAGCACCCGAUCCCACAGCACCGUGCUGCAGGGCCUGCCGUUCGGGGGCGUGCCCACCGUCCUUGCCAUCAACUUCAUCCUCUGGCUGGUGCUGCUCUUAGUGUUCUCGUGCCUGCGGAAAGCAGCAUGGGAUUAUGGACGGUUGGCAUUGAUAAUGGACAAUGACAGAUAUGUAGCCCGGCGCCGUUGGAACUCUUACGACCUCACAUCACUGUUCUAUGGAGAGCCGAGCGAGAAGGAGAAGUCGCCUCCCCCCUCUGAAUCCAGUCCCUCUGACAUGGAGACUAAAGAUGUGGGCUUCUGUUCUUGGCUUUCAUCGAUCUAUCACAUGAGAGAUGAAGAGAUUCAGAGUAAAUGCGGGAUAGAUGCCACUAUCUACCUCUCGUUCCAGCGGCACAUCCUGGUCCUCAUGAUUAUUGUCUGUGUCCUCUCCGUCGCCGUCAUCCUGCCUGUAAACUUCUCCGGGAACCUGCUCGGAGACAGCCCUCAGCAUUUUGGAAGGACGACUAUAGCUAAUGUUCCUGCACAGGAUCGUUUCCUGUGGCUGCACAGUGUUUUCGCUCUGCUGUAUUUUAUUAUCACUGUGCUCUGCAUGGCGCACCACUCCAUGCAGCUGGAGUACAAAGAGGAUGAGAAGGUGGCGAGAACGCUGAUGAUCACGUCAAUUCCCAAGGAGAUCUCCGACACGGGGCUCAUCGUGAAGCACUUCCACGAAGCUUACCCAAGCUGCACAGUGAACGAUGUGCAGUUCUGUUAUGAUGUUCGGAAGCUGAUGAAGCUUGAUGCUGAAAGGCGCAAGGCGAUGAAGGGACGGCUGUACUUCACAGGGAAGGCUCAGAAAGAAGGGAAGGUUAUGAUCAAAAGCCACCCCUGUGCUCAGAUAUUCUGCUGUGACGCCUGCGGGUUUGAACAGGUGGAUGCAGAGCAGUACUACAGCGAGCUGGAAGAGAAGCUUACUGAUGAGUUCAAUGCUGAGAAGAACCGCAUUGCCCUUAAAAGACUGGACAUGGCCUUCGUCACCUGUCAGGACGAGAGGAUGACUGCAGUCAUUGUAAAGGAUUACGGCCGGACCCCGUGUCGCAGGCAGUUGCAGCAGUCCAGCAUAACCACCGUUGUCAAGUCCCACAAGUGGGGGGUACAGUAUGCGCCAGCACCCACUGACAUCAUUUGGGAGAAUCUGUCCGUGCGAGGCUCCAAGUGGUGGGUGCGCUGCAUCAUCCUCAAUAUCUGCCUCUUCAUCCUGCUCUUCUUCCUCACCACUCCAGCCAUCAUCGUCAACACCAUGGACAAGUUCAACGUGACCCGGCCCGUCGAGAGCCUCAGGAACCCGGUGGUGACCCAGUUCUUUCCCACACUGCUGCUGUGGGCGUUCUCCGUCUUCCUCCCGUUCAUCGUAUACUACUCUGCCUUCUUCGAAUCUCACUGGACCAGAUCAAGUGAAAAUCAGUUAACAAUGCAUAAGUGCUAUUUCUUCUUGGUGUUUAUGGUGAUCAUCUUGCCUUCGCUUGGUCUAUCCAGCUUGGAUUUGUUUUUUCGAUGGCUCUUUGACAUUCACUUUCUAGAUGAAGCUGACAUCAAAUUUCAGUGUGUGUUCCUGCCAGAUAACGGUGCUUUCUUUGUGAACUAUGUGAUCACAUCGAGUCUGAUUGGCACAGCCAUGGAGCUGCUGAGGGUCCCAGGGCUCGUUGUGUACGCUACUCGGCUGUGUUUCGCCAAGUCUGAAGCCGAGCGCAUUCACGUGAAAAGGAACCAAGCCUAUGAGUUUCAGUUUGGCUUGGAGUACGCCUGGACGAUGUGCAUUUUCGCAGUAAGCAUGACCUACAGCAUCACCUGCCCCAUCAUCGUUCCCUUUGGACUCCUCUACAUGAUCCUGAAGCACCUGGUGGAUCGCUACAACAUCUACUAUGCUUACGUCCCAACAAAGCUAAACCAGCGCAUUCACUCUGCAGCCAUCAGCCAGGUCAUCAUAGCUCCAAUCCUCUGUAUGUUCUGGCUGCUGUUCUUCUCCGUGCUCAGAUUAGGCCCAGUUCGUCCCAUCACACUGUUCACCUUCGUGGCUCUGCUCUUUUGCAUCAUCUUCUCUCUCUUUGGGUUCUGUUUGAAGAGACUUCAUCCAAAGAAACCCACAAGCUACCAGGUAAGUGAGAUGUCAGAUCAGCACACCGAAGGGGUUUUCAGUGACAACGAAAGAAGCAGCGUGUCCUCCACCCCAAACUCCAACGUUUUUGUGGCCUCGGUGCUUCAGGAACCUGAGCUAGGACUAACGCCCAUGCCAUCACCGGCACACCAGAGCUACGGCACCAUGGAGAACAGGAUGGAGACGCCCAGGACCGAAGAGGAGACCCACCCAGAGGCCUUUGAAUCGGACCUUGAGAACCGGCAGUACUUCUCCAGCGGACCGCUGGUCGACAGCGAUAUUGGGUACCAUUAAGAGGGAUGUCCACAAGGAUCCAGAAUUCAUAUCACUAAAGAAUUGUGCUGCAUUUACCCAAAGCUUAGAGGAAAGCCUUCGCCUGGUUUCAGCAUCUACACCCUUGCUAUUGUCACCAGUGCUGCAGCAGAAGCAGAAGCAGCUUGCAUGACAGUCCCUUUCUCCUGUAUGUUCAGCACACAGCUUGUGAUGUGCUUCGAUGUGUAAAGGUCACUUAAGCAGGAUGGACAGACAAAGGGAUGCAGGUGUUAAUUAUCGAAUUUGGAGAAUAACUAAUAUGCUACUUACAGUAGCUGUUCUGUAAGACCAAGGCAAUGCUACUUAGCUAUUCUGUAAUUUCCCGUUGGGUAUUUCUGGUUAAUUUACAGUCAGACCAGACUGGCAUUUCAUUUGAAGUGAUAUUUUCAGUUGUGGCUUGGCAUUGAUCUGUAUUAUUUACAGCUUCCCAACUCUGUUUUGUAGACAGGCUGAUGUGUGUUUUGUCACAGGCGAGCCCCAGUCCAUUAGAAAGGCUGUGUUUUUAAUAGAGGACACCAGUCGGGUGUGUCAGGGGACUUGCCAAUCCUGCAUUGGUAAGGCCACUCCAGAUCCACUGCUCCACUGCUCCUCCACCCAGAACUGACCACCUACUGUCAUUCCUUCUGCCUUCUUCUGACACAGGCUUCUAAAAUGGACAGCCCAUUGCACGUGGAAAUCAUUUUGAUCCUUUUGUUCAUAGUGUUCCGACCUCAGGCUGAAGUGAGAAAAAAAAACACUCAAUGCAGAUUUGAUGAAGGACAGUAUUUAUAUAGAAUGAGUUUUGGGCUUUUUGUAUUGUUUAUUUUUUUAAAUAUUCACUACCAUUUUGUGCAGGCAGUGGUGGAGAAUUCCUAUCUCUCACCUCUAAAGAGGUUGUAAUUAAGAUUACAGGGCUAAACUUGAUUCAGUUAGAGAUUAGCUCCUUUGUAAAAGACACUAUCUAUGACAGAUAAACUAGAGAACAGUGUAAUGCAUGGGACCUUUGAUUACUGUCCGUCUUGAUUACUGUCUAUCUUGAUUACUGUCCACCUUGAUUACUGUCCGCCUUGAUUACUGUCCGCCUUGAUUACUGUCUGUCUUGAUUACUGUCUAUCUUGAUUACUGUCCGUCUUGAUUACUGUCUGUCUUGCUUCAAGGUGAUAAUUUUUUUUUGUACAAAAUGUUCAUAAUAUAAUGCAGCUUAUAUACAGUGAUACCUUUUAAGAGCUUAAUAACAUGCAACCCCCGUGCAGAUGCAGUGUAACCCUAAGUGCAUGUUAUGUGAGAAUAAAGCAUGGGGUUCUUUGGUUAGGUUUUAUGGCAAGGCUUGAAACAGUGAUUUACUCUAGACAGGACUAGAAAGAGGGAGUGCUGUAGAUAUCUAUCUAUGGAGGUGUCCCUGUACAUAGGCUUUAUAUAUAGUAUGUUUACAUGCUUUUCAGCUGUUCAGUUUCAAGGUGUAUAAUUGCCUAUACUUUGCUGUCGAAACAGGCACGGAGUAGAGAGUGUGUAUGUUGCAAUCCUUGUUUAAAAUUCCAUAGUGUACCGGUCUUUUCCCUCUCUUUUUUAUCUGUCCAGAAUAUUGAAUGCUGCCACUUUUUCCUCUAGCGUUUCAUGAUCUCUUUAUAUUACAAGAGUGGAGGUUUUCCUUCUCGUUCGAAUGUGUACGAAGAAAAGAAAAGGUGUUGUGUAAUAAUGUUUCCUGUACGGUGUUGCUGUGCCUUGGAAUAAUCUCCUUUACUGACAAUCCAGCAUGGCCUGGGAUAUGCUGCAUGGAUUGAAACUCGGAAUCAGGAGUAUAUGGGUAAAAAAUGAUGCACAGUUUUAUGAUCAGCAGAAUUUCCCUGCUCUAUGACUGCAUUCAAUCAAACCUCCCAGUUAUAAACUCCUAGUGCCAGUCGUGUUCUGAGUAGAGCGGUCGUCAUGCCACAGCUAGAUGCCCUCUAAAGCCUGUAACUCGCUUUACAUAGCAGUCCAAAGCCUGAAAGCAACGUUACCCUUUACUGCCCUUUACUUCCCACACCUAUUUUGAAUGCCUAUUUUCUCAAUGCCAAAUAUAUUGGACACUGGGCAGCAAUGGUUACAAGUGUCCUUAUACACAGAAUAACAUUCGUUCAGUUUUCUAAAAGCGUUAAUAUCCUUAUAUACAGUAACUGUCACUCCAGUCCGUUAUGUAGCAGGUAAUGACUCCUGCGUCCAACAUUAAUGCUUAAUUAGGAGCUUCCUCUACAUUUCUGCUGUCACAGAGAUGUACUGGGGUCGUGGCCUCAUACAGCAUGUCUGGUUAAAUAUUAACAUAAAACAGGGGAUUGAUGCAGGUCACAAAGUAGCUUUGUUGGUUUGUUUCUGUUUUUAUUAAUGAAUGUAUUCCAAAAUAUGCCAUCAUUAACUCUGCACUACUAAUAUUCAUCAUGCACUUCUGACUACACCACGAAAUAACCCUGAACGGCUGGUUUCACAGAACCUGGUUAACACUAGUCUUGGAUUACCUUACCUAAGAUAACAUUAGGGCAGUCCAAGCUUAGUGCGAAUUGGGGUCUGUGAAACCAGCCAUGAAAGGGGGUCGCUAAAAUAAAAACCUGCAUAAAAGGAAUAUUCUGAAGAAACCCGACUGCCUUUCUAAUAUAGUGUUACAGAUGGACCCUAAAAGUGUGAUUGUCUUUCAGAAAUUCACAGAUGACCUCCCAAGUUUCAUUUUAGAAGAUGUGUUACUAGGUUGAACAGAAUACAGUCUGUUAUUUUCCUGCUGGCUACAGUGUAUUUUUCCAGAAUGUAUACACAGCUUUAAAAUAAGUUUGAGUUGAAUUGACCUAUUUUGAGCUGAAAUUGUAUAUGGUCUUUUAAUGAGUGGGUUGGGUUUAAGUGUAUCUAAACAAUACUGUAUAUUUCAUUAAAAUCUUAACAGUU